UAUGAACUUAAUAAAGAAUUCAAUUGAGAGACCUUUCCUCCCAGAAAACCGUCAAAAAUGAGACCGCGGAUAGCGAGAAUUUUCUUGGGAGCGGCUUUAUUUGUUGUUUUAAGUGAAAUCGCCGCUAGGCCAGCGGACGAACGGGAUUCCAAUGCACAAAAGCUGAAAGAAAGAAGGGGGAAGACACAACAAGAUGGACUAAAAUGGAAACAAACAAAGCUUGAAUUACGCGACUCUUCAAAAGGGCAACACAGAAAAACACGGGUCAAUAAGUCACUGAAGAAAAAGCAGACUCCUUCGCCUUUGAAAGAUGAGAACAGAGAGAGAAAAAGACAGUUUAUAAUGCGCCCUUCACAUGCUUUCGGUCACUCGUAUAUGUUUAUGCGUCCGCCACCCAUGACCCAGAGAACAAUCGUAACAACUCGUAUACCCAGACCUCCCAUGCCAAUACCAUAUAAUCCGUUUUUUGGUCGAGGAUUCUUCGGUGGAAUGCACCAUCUGCAUAACCCUUUUUACGAUGCAAUGGCACAAAUGUAUGGUGAAGAGGAUGAAGAAGAUGAAGGUAUGUUUGAUAUUUACUGUGUUCAUUAGUUUCGCCCCCUCGGCUGCUCGCAUGAGGAUCCAUCAAUCGUGAAACCAGUUAAAGGUGGCAGUCAUAGUGACACCUACGAUCAUCAGUCUAAAUAGCACGGUAAAGUUAAUUGGCAAUAUUUGAAGAAGAAUUUCGGAAGUUUACAAAAUUCGUCAUUGAUUUUGGCCAUACAACAUAUAAGAACAAAAACGAAAGAAAUCACACCAAAUAGACCCAUGUAACCACUUUUGAGUGAAUAAACUGAACUUUUAGUAAAUGAAAUUUAUUCUCUUCGAAGGUCGUUUGUCAGAAGUCACAUCAGGUCGGCCUUUCUAUAAAAUUCUGUAUUGUCCUGCUAGAGCGUAAAAGCGAAUGUUAUUCAGGUCAAAGAGUCAGCUUUUUACUUGUAGUACUUAUCAUCUGCAAAUUUUGUAGGAAGAAGUAGAGAACGUUUGGUGGUGUGACAAAAUGAAAAAAACAAAUCCCACCUACAAUGACAUGAAAGAAUGAAAUCACUUGCACUUACACAAUCAACCCCCUGCAACUUUAUAUGGCGACGAUCCAAUGAGACCGAGCAGAGAUCGCGCCUAAUUGUCUCAAUGACAGACGUAAGAUUGUCUUCUUGUACGAGUUAAGCAUUCGGACAGAAUUACAGAUAGAUAAAACUACAGCUCUCACGUGAUAACACACUAUCUUACGCCAGAGUAGAGAAUUAAAAACAGCUUUCAGAUGAAAAUCCUGUCGUUUUGUUUUCUUUUUCCUUUAUUCUUCUCUUUGAUUGAUUUUGGCUGUAAACAAUUCAGAUUCUAAAUUGUUUGUUUGAUUGUUUGUUUCGACGCGCUAGCAAUUGAUUUCGUUUGUUCAAUGUUUGCUUAAGUGGUCUGUAUUGUUCAUGAGUGAUGAGAACACAGACUACUCUAUUUUUAAUUUUUUAUUUUUUAAUUCAAAUUUGCAGAGACUAAAAGCAGUAGAAAGUAUUGAGCAGUAGCCUUAUUCAUCCUCUAGCUACAAUUAGAAAUAGUAAAUUCAGCUGACUUGUAUUUUAACAGAACGUCACUGCAAUCCAAAUCCGUGCCAGAAUGGUGCCACAUGUAACGAGGUCAAGGACGGUUAUGAAUGUAUGUGCACUCCUGGUUUCAAAGGAACUGAUUGCGAAGGUAUGCAUUUUUUUUCUUUUGAUGCAAGAUUUUACACGGCGUUGUUGCCAUGCCCAUAAGUAUAAAACAUCUUUACUUUGUUCUGUCAGCCUUUUUCAUUAUCGUUGAAUCGGGCUGACAAUUUUGUAGUUUAGUUAAACAAAGUCGUGACAAAAUCUUAUUACAAAUUUGUGGCUUCUGUUUCAUUAAGUUUAAGCUAGAAUCACUCUAAAUGCUUUAUUGAUUAAGGUACACAAUGCUUAAGGGUAACUUUUUAUCUGUUAUCCUAGAGGAGAACAAGUGUCACCCGAAUCCUUGUCGCAAUGGCGGAAUCUGCACAGAAGCCAAUGGUGCUUACAUUUGUACAUGUAUGGAAGGAUACAAGGGAAUGAACUGCGAAGGUGCGAUUCACUCUUAGAUUGGUUCUUACAUGCGAUUAUUUAUUCUUUCUUUUAUUUAACUCAUUCUUGUAAAAUGAAUUAGGGUUCGACAACAAGCGGAAUCGCUGGCUCUUUGUACAAAUUCUCCGAUUCAAUCCACAUGGAUCUCUGGGCUCCAUUUUUUUUCAAUGUCUACUCGCACGGUACGCUGAUAUGAAGUGAGAGUACUCAGAACUUAUCCUGGGGAUUCGAAAUGAUAUAGCUUGCAAAUCCAUAAAGCAGUUGACCACUUUCAGUAUUACCGUGUCAUGCGAACAAAAAAAUUCCUCAAAAUAAUUUCUUUCUGUCCUCUUACCCGCUUUCGAUAUGUAAACAUGUGCCCAAGAGUUUUACGUCACGUGUAAGAGGUGCUUCCGUCACUAAAUUGAUUUAAGGAAUUCGGGAUUAAGAUCAGAUUUAAGGUUCAUUUUAUUUGAUCUUCAGUGCAGAAUCUAUUCCAAAGGAAUGACCUUACCAGCUUAAAGACUAAUUUUUUGAUAGAGCAUCUUAUCGCCUCUGACAGCCAACCUGAUGUUUACUAAGCGGUCAUUCCCCAACAUGAUUUGAUCAUAAAUUGCAAAGGAAAACUGAAACCAGAAUAAGUCACUCAAAACUUUAUUUCAUCUGCUUACGAAUGUUGUAUCACCUCAAUUUAUCAUAGAGAAAAAUAAAUGUCAGCCAAAUCCAUGUAGAAAUGGCGGCACGUGCACCGAAAUGGAUGAUGGAUUCGAAUGUUCGUGUCCAGCGGAGUACAAAGGACCUACAUGUCAAGGUAAAUAGGAUUAUCUAUUGUCAGUAACUAAAUAAGCAUCCUAUAAGAGACUAAAUAAGAUUAACAUUAUUUUAUUUUGGAAAACUUUUUCGAGAAUGUAAUGCAGAAAUUCUGUAUUUCACCUUAUUUUACAAAUAGAUUUCAGAUUACCGUGCGUUGGCUCAAUAUGUGACGAGUACAAUAAAGUGGCGCAAGAGCGCAGCCGAGCGCGUCACUGAUGUUCUUGCCACAUUUUGACGUCUCCCGUGAUCUAUUACUGUACAGACCCAUGGCAAUAUUCAUAUAUUUGUUUCAUAUAAUUAAAAAGCAAAGUGUUCCUCAUGAUGACGUCACCUGCGCGUCUGUCCUCUAAUAACUCAUAACUAAGAACCAAUCAAAAGGUGCGUAUAAUUCAGCUAAUGUAAAACCUAUUGAAGCAUUCAACAAUAACAAAAUAGGAACUACAUAUUUUUCGGGAAUGUGUUCGUGGGAAAUAUAGCAUUUUCCCUCGAGGUAAGACUAAGUCAAAUUUAGACAGUUGCACUUGCUUCCUUGGUAAUCUUAAGAUUACGCUUUAGGGAGAAGUUCCUGUUUAGGAAAAUUUUAAUCUGUUUUCUGCUAAUCUUUUACAGUGGAGAAUCUUUGCUUCCUAAACCCAUGUCUGAAUGGAGGAACAUGUAUGGAGGUUAUGGGGUCUCACAGUUGCCUGUGUAUGGAGGGAUUCAGCGGAGCCGCUUGUGAAAGUAAGUAACGUUAUUCAUUACUAAGCGAAAUCUCUACACUGAAUCCGUCGAAUCUAUCCGUUGUCUCGAAUGUUAAAAAAGCACCGUGUUCCCGUUUCAAAUUCAUUCUUUCAGUUGAAAGCAAAUGUCGAAGCAAUCCGUGCAGAAAUGGGGGAACAUGUUUCGACAAUCACAACUCGUACACGUGUUCGUGUUUAGCGGGAUUUUCAGGAAUCAACUGCGAAAGUAAGUGAAGUUGAAAGUAAUGCAGCUAGAAUGAAGUGAUUUUUUCGCGACAUAAUCUCUGUUUGGUUCUCGCAGUCUCCAAUAUAUGGCAUCAGAAAUAUGAAAUAAGCACUGACAUAGCUAGCAAGUGGCAAUCGACAACCAACGGAAAAGAGCGUCUCUCUUAGCAUAUCCACAUGUGAAUAUACAUGUACAUAAAUUUUAAUAUUUCAUGAAUGGUUUGGCGUACUAUUAUACAAUUUAUUAUCAUUAUAUUUGCAAAAAAAAACAAGCGAAUAAAAAACAAGUGUUUGAUCGUAGCGUAAACGUAGUUCAACGAGUGUAUGUUACGGAGCCGUAAGCAAGAGGCUGUAGCAAGUCUUUGCUGAAAUUCGCUAGGUGUUCUCAAAGAGGCCAUGUAUCAAUUUGUUCACGUUUCUCUUUCAGCAAUGGUGUCAGUUUGUGACUCUAACCCUUGUCUUAAUGGUGGUUCGUGUCUCAACCAAGGACCUAACAUUUACAAAUGUGUUUGUCCUCACGGCUUCCGCGGAAAGAAUUGUGAAAGUAAGUUGUCUUUGGAUGUAGGCAAGUGUGUUGUCGUGUCCUUCACGUGAACAAAACAUUGCUACAGUAACAUAGCAUUGGGAAGGCCAUACUCAUUAGGAAAUUGUUUCACAGUAAAAUGACUGUAUGGAUGAUUCGGCUCCGGCUGAAAGUAGGGGUCCCCAAUCAAUGUUAUAGGCGAAAGGUUCAUUGGUUACAUAGCUUUUCCUGCUCAUAUGUUUUAACUCGGUUUUCCUUUUCAAUUUCACAAACGUCAAGUCUAACCAGCUUAGAUUUUUAACCAUGCCCUCAACUUGCACUUUGGGCGUUUAUCCUUUGCCAUUAGAAUAAUAGUAAUAAUUUAUAAACUUAUUCAACGCAUGCUGUUAGGUACAAACUAUAAAAACCUGUUCUCUAAAUGAUGUCUGAUCUAAUCCUUGAGAUAAUUAUCGUCUAAAACUCUUUUCUUUCAUAUAAAUACAAUUAAAGGUAGGAGAGAAAACCUCCCAAAAUUGUGCUUCGUCCGGGCAGUAAGGUAGACGAACGAAUGAACAUGAAGUCAGGAGUGAUUUGGAUACAUGCACUUAAAUUUUCAUACGUCGUUGUCUUAUCUCCCAAAGGCGAGAAAAAAUGUGAGCCUAACCCGUGUCAGAACAGUGGAGUCUGUAGAGAACUUAUAGAGGACGAAGAUUACAAAUGUGAAUGUUUACAUGGAUAUAGAGGCAAGGAUUGUGAAGGUGAGUUAAUUGGAUGUAUUUCCCCAAAUUCUAAAGGCUUUUAAAAACCCUUUAGUGAUAAUUCUGUGCAACAGAAAUUUGUCCCAGUUUGAUUCUGUUGUUGUUGUUGUUGUUUUUUUUUUUGCAGAGGAGAUUAACCUGUGUGAAUCAAAUCCGUGCAUAAAUGGUGGCACAUGUUCUAUGUUAGGAAGUUCAUACCACUGUCUUUGUGUCGAAGGAUUCAGGGGAAUAAAUUGUCAGGGUGAGUUGAAAAGCAAUUGAAUUGAUAUCGACCAAAUUUCCACAUUUGCUAUCGAGCCGCUCUUUUUACCUAGUAAGGCUAAGUCAGUUUACCACUCAGGCAGCCCAUGGGUCAAGGAGCCUAUGCCUUUUUUUCUUAGAGUAAAGGGAUAUGGCUUGUUGCUACUACCGUGUUCCUAGCAGAACGGGUUCGUCGUGGGUCACCAUGCUCAUAAGAGCUCGUGGGUACCAAUUUCUAAUAUCGGUGGCGACGAACUCACUGAGAGUUAUGCGUCUUGUCCAAGAACACAACGCUUUGAACCAGUCAGGGAUUGCAAAAUUUGCGACCCACAGGCCAGGCCAUAAACAGUUAGGCCCUUUCUUCUUUACCAGAAUUCCUUAUCCAAUAGCUAGCCAGUCUAAAAUCAACAAAAUCGACUGUUUAACAGAGCCGGAUAGAUGUCACGCACUUCCUUGUCAAAAUGGUGGAUCAUGCUAUCAGGAAAUCACCGGGACAUACAAAUGUCAGUGUCCAGAGGGAUUUAGAGGUUUCAAUUGUGAAGGUUAGUAUGUGUUAGUGCUUUGAAUAUAAAUCCAACCAGAGAAAUGCUUUACGCUUGCCGAAAACCUUUUGUAAUCUGCGGAGCAGAAAUCCACGUGGGUUUACCAGGCUUGGACUUUGAAAGAUGUGUCAUGUGGUUGAGCUGAUCAAAAAACAUUUCUUACCUCGGCCAAGAUAUCGAUCGAAUACCUUUCAAUUUUUGAUAUGCAACUCUGCAGGACGUUAAAUCUUUGUCAUUUACCCCCCAUAUUUUAGAGGAGUUGAAGUGUCAUUCCAACCCAUGUCAAAAUGGUGGUACCUGUUUUGAGAACAGUGGUGGUUAUACUUGUACAUGCCAACCAGGUUACAAAGGGAUCAACUGUGCAGGUAAUAAGCUUCAAUAAAAUCUACGAUUUGCCAUAACAAUGAAAAAGUGAUGAGUAACUACAUCUCAACUUUAACUUCAUCCCAACUCUUUACUUUACGAUCUUUACCAAUACAUUUGUUUUCAAGAGAAGAAAAAAAACUUAACUUUAAAGGUCGGCAUACAUCAUGCAAGAACUGAUAAAAUCUGUAAUGAACCCCUCCUCUAGAGCGUGACAACUGUCACCCUAAUCCCUGUCAUCAUGGUGGCGUAUGUGAGAUCGACGGCGAAGACUUCACUUGUUCCUGUUCGUCGGGGUGGACUGGAAUCACGUGUGAAGGUAAGUUCUUUGGAACAUUUUUUAACAGUGGGUAAUACAUGGACGAUCGUGCGGACAGACACACGGACGACCGUGACUGGCUGCCUACAUGGACGAAACGAGAUGCAAGCAGUACACGAAGGAAAAGGUUGAUUACUCUAAAAAAUCAUGUCUUCCCUAUUUCGGUAGAUGAAGACCACUGUCACCCGAGUCCUUGUGAGCACGGCGGAGUUUGUAUAGCAAAGGGAGCAUCCUAUGAAUGUCACUGUCCCAUACAUUGGACGGGAAUUAACUGUGAAAGUAGGAGCUCUUUUUUAUAUAUCCUUUAUGAAAAAGGUCGAUCACUUCAAGUCCAGUCCAUUAUCAAAUUAUGGGAGCAAAAACUCCUUAAUUCUGUAAACCAUUACAACAGAGAAAUUUUAAUACGCUAUCAAAAAUAAAUUCAUCUAAUGCGAAACUAAAACAAACACUGGUGAUUUGUCCACUCCUGUUUUCCCGCAUUUUAAACGGUUUUUCACUUUCACUUUGAGUCGUCAUUGGCUCAGCUUUGGCUGCUAGUGAUGCUUAACUUUAUUUUGAUUGGCUGUAGUGAAACUUACCUUUAUUUUGAUUGGCUUUAGCGAUAACUUUGGUUUUGGUCUUGCGACACUCAAUCGAAAUUCACUUUAAUGACAUAAGUCAGCCAUCGCUAUCAAUAACGACACUCGAGAGCUUUUUACAUGUAAAGCCGGAGAAGCUUCACCUUUGCCUGCGUCAAACAGGAUAUUUAUAAAUCUUUCAUAAACUUGAGAUGAGAUAUAAUUUAAGGCAGUUGGAGAUUGCCAAAUUUUUCCAUUGCAACCGAUCAAGUUAGGAACGUUGACCUACUGUGUUUUUAGUACCACUGUAUAAAUAUUUAUCCACUGCUCUGUUUAAAUCUUUCACAGCACCCUCCACAAUAGCUUACGCAGUGGCCAACACAUGCGCUGCCACCACCUACGGCUGCUGCCCUGACGGGAAGACACCAGCUGCAGGACCUCACCAGACAGGCUGCCCAGGUAUAGAUUUUACCUUAGCAAACGCGACUUCAUAG
Molecule: messenger RNA, 7619 nt
Organism: Pocillopora meandrina
Lineage: Eukaryota; Metazoa; Cnidaria; Anthozoa; Scleractinia; Pocilloporidae
Source: the annotation of a GenBank genome assembly